AUGGAGCCUAUCGGUGUCGCUAGCCUCACACGGCUCUUCAGCAACUGCAUAGAAUGCUUCCAUCUUGCGCAGCAAGGCCGCUAUCUCGGCCGGGAUUACCAUAUUCUUGAAACCAAGUUCAUGAACCAGCGCCUACGCCUUUUGGCAUGGGGUCGUGCAUGUGGCUUGGCCCCUCAGAAUAUCACCCCUCCCAAGGUGGCUAACAUCACUUGGACCGAAGAUGCACGCAUUGCAGUCUCAGAUACUUUAACUCGGAUUUCCUGCCUCUUUGAGGAACGUCGCAAGCUCCACGAAGUGUAUGGCUUGAGAGUAAUGGGGGACUGUAUUCGGGGGAGGAGGAGAUCCUCUGCGUCUAAAGCCUUGGAACCAAUAGUCAAUCUUGCCCUAAAGCUGCAGAGUCAUGCCGCACACUCAGGGGUCGGAAACUUCGCAGCAAACUUCUUAUCCUCGGGCAAACAUCCUGGGACAGAUGUGAAAACGCCAAUGCGCUGGGUGAUCUCCGACAAGGCCAAGUUUGCCGAACUGAUACAGCAUCUAAAGGAUUUCAUCGACGAUCUGGAAAACCUUACCAGCCCUUUCAACGUUUCUCAACUCCAGAGAGAGCUCAUCCGUGCCGAAAUGGAUAGCAUCAAUGACACUGACGAGCUCGCAAUCAUCGAGGAAGCUCACAUCGGCACCUCUGACCCCGUGGCAGACGCCGCAACCCUCAGAUUGGCCCAGAUCCAAGCCAGCGCAAAAGUAGGCCCCACACCAGAGCUCACCAUAACCGACUACGACGUCAAGGACCCCCAACCCCCUCCAUAUGACCCUCCAAGUCCCCAAGAUGACGAACCAGACUGGUACCUUAUCACACCCCCCUCGUCAGCCAAGUCCUCCAGUGUCCAAACCUGGUUCAGUCACCAAGAACUUCACCGUGUCAUUUGUGAGACCAGGUCAGCCCGUAUCUUCCUUGACCCGCCAACUUAUUACUCUGUCGGGCCCCGUGAAUCAACUCAAUGGCUCUUCAUCGACCAGGACUCGCCUCUCAAGAACCCCGAGGCGUUGCACCUCUCGGGUUGUAGGCCCCUGAAGAACUUGAAGGGAUACCUCGCGCAGAAUUCGCAGCUCUUCUUCCUAGUGUUUAGGGAAUACACGUGCUCACAUGAAUUCGGCACGUUCAGGGAGGUUGUCCCUUCUGAGCCGAAGAUCUACAUUGCUUCGGAGGCGUUGGCGAAGGAGUUGAAGAAGUUGAUGGGGGAGUUCUGGAAACGAGACGCGGGUAUGUGGCCUGAUUUUGCGGUGGGGAUGGAGUUGAGCUGGCCAUAUGAGUGGUACUUGUAUAAUUGGGAAAGAAUUCGAGCGCACUUGGCCAAUAUGACGAGACCGGUUACCGAAGUCGAGGCUGCGACUGAGACUCUGCUCAAGAUUGUGGAGAAGCAUAGUCGGGGGUUGUUCCAGAGUCUGGAGAGUUUGAAGAGCACGAUCACUUGGUCAUUGCUUCCUUUCAUAUUUGCCCCUGGCGAGCUAGUUGUCCAAUUAUCUCCAAAUAACGACAAUGAUAUCGCUGUCUUCCAGCAAAGUGGCAUUCCUCGGGUCAUCCAAACAACGGAUGAACCUUCUGAAGAAGUCCUCGAGAUUCCGGUGAAACGCCACAAGCACGAUUGGUACUGUGGGGAUCAGUCCACGUCCGAGUUCCAUCUCCGCAUCCCGCGGUCCCUGUUCGGAGACAAGUCAAGAGAGAAAGGCGGCAUUCCCGUCGCUAUUUCUUCCCUACAAGUUGUGCCGCUAUCGCUGGCCAAGGACUGUGACCCGGAGUACCUCAUCCAACGUGGUAAGAAGGUUGAAGAGCUGACCCGCGGGCUAGGCUUAGUGGUCUAUACCGACCCACAUCAGGACAGUCUCAACGGCGAGUACAUCCUCGAUCUCAACCUGUAUACCCAACAAACCUCCCUCUCCCCUCAAACCCCCAAAUGGACACCCCCAUCCAAGCCUCAACACCUCUCCCCCAACUCCUCAUCCUCCUCUCUCUCUCAACAAUCCGACGCCCUCCGCAAGCGCAUCCGCGCCCUCUACCGCAUACCCCCCUCUGUCGACAAAGACCGACAGCUAGACAACAAAACCCUGCAAUGUAUGCCCUACGCCCUACCGGGCUUCUCCCUGCGCGACCACGUCUGGCGGAAGCUCCUUGUGCGCAACAUGCAACCCAAACAAUGGCCGGACGCAGAGAUUGAGGAGUUAUUAGUGGGAAAUGAAGCGGUGGGGUCGCUGAAGAGAUUGCUUACGCCGUGGGAGAAAGAGAGUGUGAGGAGUUGGUGUCAAGGGACGAAUGAAAGCGAGGAGGGUUGUCAGACAAGGGUGGUGAUCGGGUUGGAUGGGGGGAAUAUCGAGGCUGCGUUGAGCAUCGCAUCGAGGGUGACAAAGAGGGGAAUGUAUCGGAUUCAGUUAUCGCGUUGGGCUGGGGAGCUGGAGGCGGUGUUUAGCAAGGCGAAGGUGCACAACCUAAGAUGGGGGUGCAUCUUCGUUAUUGAGGACAUCCUCGAGGCGUUAGUCGCACAGCCAGAUGUCACUGCGCGCGAGAAGCAAGUCAUCAAGCCAGUGGUCCAGUUCCUCGAUACUUUCAGUGGCAUUGCUAUCUUGAAAAUGCCUGGGGCGUCGCGGCUGAAGUCAGAACCGAGACAUAAGGUCCUGGCGCAGCAGCUGAUAGAGAUUGAGAGCAGGUUGUGCAGUUUUCUCUCCCUCCUGCAAACUGAAUCGCUCCCAGCCGUCCGGUACGAGCUGUGGGCAUGUGGCAUACAGCAGCGACUCAAUCCGCAAUGUGGGUUCACAGCGAACCAGGCUCCGGCACGGCUGAAGACGCUUUCACAGUAUGAUUUGCGGUGGAAGACAAUCCAGUCUAUCAUCCAGGCGGUCGUGCCGAUGGGUUCCGAACCAGAGAAGAUUAAGUGGGCGCAGUUGGAGGAGUUGUGCAAGCAGCAUACCGCUCUUUCUAUGCGAGGCCCUUAA
Messenger RNA from Thermochaetoides thermophila DSM 1495, 2982 nucleotides. RefSeq lists its product as uncharacterized. The transcript is spliced from 3 exons. Lineage: Eukaryota; Fungi; Ascomycota; Sordariomycetes; Sordariales; Chaetomiaceae. The coding region runs from base 1 to 2982 and encodes 993 amino acids. The record is from RefSeq and is a predicted model, not a curated record.